AUGUGGCAGGCACCAAUUGAUGAUUUAUUGAAAGUGGAUCGACCACAUGGUACUCCAGUGCCAAAUUUUAACCCAUUUGAAAUUCUGGAACCACAGAAAGUUAACAUAAAUAACAAUAUCCUAGUUGAUAUUAGCACAAAUGACAAACCAGUUAAAAAUACUGAUCCAAAAUUAGAAAUGGGUUCAUUUAUAGACACAGUUACAAAAAAAGAAUAUAACCUUGUGGAUCUGUAUCAAAAUAUCUAUGUGACACCUCAGCAUGUAAAAAGAACUGCACCGAGACGAACAGACAAUGAAUCCCUGAUCGACUUCAGUGAUUUCUUUGACCAUUUAGAGAGUGGUUGUAUUAAAACCAACAAAAGUACAGUCACUGACAGACACAAAACCACACAGUCAAAACCACCAAACAAUGACAAUAUCUUACUAAAUAAAAAUGAAGUUUUGUUGAAAAAAUCAACAAGUGAUAACCAUAUGAUUUCAAAUCGUGGCACACCAAUACAUUCCAAUAAUGAUAUUCCUCAAAGUUCUGAAGGCAAUAUCGGAAAAAGCAAAAAGGACUACAGAACAGAGUUUCUAAAACAUUACCAACGACACGACGACACGAUGCGAUUAAAAAUCUUGCAAGAAACAAAAAACGCAAAUUCCAGCACCAACAAGUGCAGUGAAUGCCAAAAAACAAAAUUGCAAAACUUGAUCAAUGUCAAAAGGCCGGUAGACCACAAUGAAAUGAAAUCUCCACUCGCAAACAUGAUAUACAAAAACCAAUUCGAUUUACGAGUGAAUCCGGCACAGUUACUGCAAACGGCCGUAAAGGAUCAAAAAUUGUAUUCAAAACAGCACAGCACUUCAGAGGAUUACUCUAAAUUAACAAAAGGGCCGGACAUUUAUGAAAAAUCGAGAGUACUACCGCAGAUAAUGGAAAGGCUGGCGGCGAGAAAAAUGACGCUCGAUGCACAAAAAACAAUAGAACGAUCUAGGCGUCUAGUAUUGGAGAAAGGGGAACAAUCGAGGGUCCAGUUGGAAGAAGCCGCUGCUUCAAAUAUUCUGGACAAUAUACCUCUGAAGACCGAAGUGCUUAUGCAGGAUUGCAACAAAUCGCGUCUUAUCGAUUUAAAAGUUAGAACUUCUUUUGAAAAGUUCGUUAAAACAGGACAAUUUAUUUAA
Molecule: messenger RNA, 1164 nt
Organism: Leptosia nina
Lineage: Eukaryota; Metazoa; Arthropoda; Insecta; Lepidoptera; Pieridae
Source: the annotation of a GenBank genome assembly